Molecule: messenger RNA, 1068 nt
Organism: Gekko japonicus
Lineage: Eukaryota; Metazoa; Chordata; Lepidosauria; Squamata; Gekkonidae
Product: prostatic acid phosphatase-like
Exons: 9
Coding region: 1-1068 (355 amino acids)
Biological process (GO): lysosome organization; dephosphorylation
Cellular component (GO): plasma membrane; lysosome
Molecular function (GO): acid phosphatase activity
Source: RefSeq, a predicted model, not a curated record
AUGAUCGUGUCAGUGUCGUGUCUGGGACACAGCCUCAGUGGCUUUGGAUUCUCCUUUCUCAGCUUCUGCUUUGUUCUGCUUCUUCAAAGAGCCACAGGUGCAGGGAGGGAACUGAAGUUUGUGACAGCGGUUUACCGACAUGGUGACAGAAGCCCCGUUUCAACUUUUCCCACAAACUCCUAUCAAGAAUCCAUUUGGCCACAAGGAUAUGGACAACUCACCAGGGACGGAAUAAAGCAACAGUACAAACUUGGACGAUAUUUGAGGAAAAGAUAUGGAACAUUUUUAAGCCUUGAAUACAAAAGAAAGGAGAUUUAUGUCCUAAGCACAGACGUUGAUCGAACUAUUAUGAGCGCUCAAAGCAACUUAGCUGGCCUCUUUCCUCCAACUGGUGGCCAAGUAUGGAACCAACGCAUUGCUUGGCAGCCUGUUCCAGUUCAUACUUUGCCUCGUAAACAAGAUCGGCUACUGUACUAUCCUAUCCUUGACUGUCCACGAUUUCUUAAACUUCUGAAGGAAACCAUGGAUUCAGGUGCAUUCAAGCUCAAACUGAAAGACUAUAUGCCAUUCGUAGGUGAAAUAGCACCUAAACUAGGAUAUGAUGUGAAAACUCUUCUGGACGUGAACAGUCACAAGCUCUGGAAUGCAUAUGAUGCCUUACUUGUUCAGUCUCUCCAUAAGUAUCGUAAUGAUGACUGGGUAGAACCGAGCACAAUGAAGAAGAUGAAAUCACUGCUGGAGGUGGCCAUAACCGCAGUCUUUGGGGACCACAAAAGAGAAGAAAAAUCACGACUGCAAGGAGGUCUCCUUGUGAAAGCUAUUUUGGAAGAUAUCACAAAGGCUGCUACCAGUGCUGACCCCAAAAAAAUGGCGAUGUAUUCAGCGCAUGAUAUCACAAUAGUUGCCCUCCAAUCAGCCCUGGAUGUAUUUGAUAAAAAGCUACCUCCUUAUGCUGCCUGCCACCUUUUUGAGCUAUAUCAAGAAGCAAAUGGGCAAGUAUCCACUCAGAUGCAACAUGCAGCCGUGCUUUCCUGGGCAAUCCCUUUUUAUAGUCACUUCUCAAACUAG